CUAACAAGGAUAACGGAUUGUGAGAGUUCAGCUACGUCACUUUCACCGCAAGGGAACCCCCUACCGUAAGAAACUGUCUUUUAGUACAGCAUACAAGCACCCAAAUUCUUCGUCUUUCCGCCAACAACAACAAGGAUCAUCUCUACUAGUGCGGCUCUUGCGUGUGCUCAUUUCAUUUAGCUUCGCCUUUUUCUUUUUGUCGCUAAAUGGAUUUCGAUUUUUAACGUUUCUUCCCAUUUUAUUCUUCGGAUUUUUUUAGUUUUCAUUCUGCGCUUCCCCAGAUUGAAAAUCUGGCAAAUUUAGGGGAAGGAGUGAAUUUGAGGCCGCGAUUGUGUUUUAGGCAAGCCGUUAGAGAGGCCCAGGAGGACGAAGAAGAGUGUAGGCCUUGGCGUAAGAGGCUCUCGAUGGCUUUCAAUAGGGUCUCCCUUUUAAAAAUUAUCCUUCUUCUUUUGCUUAUUGCCGCCAUUGCCGCAGCUUGCCUCACUCUUCCUGUUGAAAAGAUUUUAAAAGAUUUCCUGGUAUGGGUAAAAGAUGAUCUUGGUCCUUGGGGUCCUCUUGUCCUGGCUGUUGCAUACAUUCCUCUAACAGUGUUAGCAGUCCCUGCUUCAAUACUUACUUUAGGUGGUGGUUAUCUGUUUGGUUUGCCUGUGGGUUUUGUUGCUGAUUCUAUUGGUGCUACAAUUGGUGCUGCUGCAGCUUUCCUUCUUGGAAGAACGAUUGGGAGGUCAUUUGUUAUCUCCAAGUUGAAAGACUAUCCUCAGUUUCGUGCAGUUGCAAUUGCAAUUCGAAGAUCUGGCUUUAAGAUUGUUUUGCUGCUACGCCUUGUUCCUUUACUUCCGUUCAACAUGCUGAACUACCUCUUGUCCGUGACACCAGUUCCGAUUAUGGAAUAUGUGCUAGCUUCAUGGCUGGGAAUGAUGCCAAUUACUUUUGCACUGGUCUACGUUGGAACAACUCUGAAGGACCUUUCUGAUGUAACACAUGGGUGGGGUGAAUUCUCAAAAACCCGUUGGGUAUUCAUUGUGUUGGGCCUUCUGGUGUCUGUGGUUUUAAUCAUAUGCGUUACAAGAGUAGCAAAGGCUGCACUAGAAAAGGCGUUGGCUGAAAAUGAUGAUGUUGAUGACAUAUUGGAAUCACCAGAGCUACCCAUUGUUGCGGAUCCUCCUGGAAAUCUCAACCAGCCGCUUAUAAUCAAGAUAGAUGAUGCUCGGGAUAAUCACGAAAAUUGAAUGUUGUAAUAUCUGUAAAUUCUAUACCUGAUGCAAUGUUAGUGUCUAUUUCUAGCUUCUGAUAUGCAUGUGGUGUUGAUGCAUGAGAUUCUUCUCCUGUACAGAAAUGGAUAGCUUCUAGUUCAAUUUUCUCAGUAUACAGUUUUUUUGGAUAGUAUUUUUGUGGAA
Messenger RNA from Ipomoea triloba (trilobed morning glory), 1397 nucleotides. Its product is annotated as TVP38/TMEM64 family membrane protein slr0305-like. The record is from RefSeq and is a predicted model, not a curated record. NCBI's taxonomy places the organism in Eukaryota, Viridiplantae, Streptophyta, Magnoliopsida, Solanales, Convolvulaceae. The coding region runs from base 405 to 1229 and encodes 274 amino acids. The transcript is spliced from 9 exons. Gene Ontology annotation, cellular component: membrane.